This is a messenger RNA of Ornithodoros turicata, 6468 nucleotides long. It is a transcript of the gene Pdk, whose product is annotated as pyruvate dehydrogenase (acetyl-transferring) kinase, mitochondrial-like. The transcript has 12 exons. Lineage: Eukaryota; Metazoa; Arthropoda; Arachnida; Ixodida; Argasidae. Gene Ontology annotation, cellular component: mitochondrion. Gene Ontology annotation, biological process: regulation of glucose metabolic process; protein phosphorylation. The coding region runs from base 317 to 1618 and encodes 433 amino acids. Gene Ontology annotation, molecular function: pyruvate dehydrogenase (acetyl-transferring) kinase activity. The record is from RefSeq and is a predicted model, not a curated record.
UGUUUUUCAGUCUCUGAAAAACAUUGGAAGGCGAGCCCCCUUCUGAUAUCUCACGUUGACCAAUGAGGGAAGAACUGGUUCAACACACCUUCCUUGUGGCGAUGUGAACGUAUUUCAGCGAAGGUGAAAUGUCUACGUUUGACGUAGAGCGCACGUGAUUCCGUAAUUCUGUGGUAUCACCUCUGCUUCCGCCUUUCAUCAGUGUACACUAUCGCACAGGUGACGUUGGCUUGUGUGUCUCCGGAACGAUUCUUCACCCAUCUUUUCAAUUUGAUGGUGACGUGAACGAACCGUGCUCCCCAAGAAUAUAUCCAUCAUGAAGAUCACAUUGCGCUUAUUCAGCGGUAUACGAAAGAUGCUGGACUAUUACUCGCAUUUUAAUCCGUGUCCUCUGUCAAUCAAGCAGUUCAUCGACUUUGGUGAGCAUGCAUGCGAAAGGACGUCUUUCACCUUCUUGAAGAAGGAACUCCCAGUAAGGUUGGCAAAUAUCAUGAAAGAGAUUCAUCUACUGCCGGACAAUUUACUUCGAAUGCCAUCCGUACAACUGGUGCAGAGUUGGUAUGAGAGAAGCUUUGAAGAAAUUCUCGAAUUUGAGAACUCAUCUGCUGACGACAGCAUUGUGCUCAAUAAAUUUGUGGAUGCUCUGGUGAAGAUCCGCAACAGGCACUCAAAUGUAGUGCAGACGAUGGCACAGGGAGUGAUGGAGCUCAAAGAGAUGCAUGAGCCUGAUGUCAGGACAGACCACAGCAUCCAGUACUUCCUUGACCGCUUCUACAUGAGUCGCAUUUCUAUAAGAAUGCUCAUCAAUCAACACACAAUACUUUUUGGGAACGAGAACAACAUUCAUCCACGUCACAUUGGUUGCAUCGAUCCACACUGUGAUGUCUCCUCAGUGGUAGAAGAUGCUUAUGAAAAUGCAAAGUUCCUCUGCGACCAGUACUACCUUGCAUCUCCAGGUGUUGUCAUGGAGGAACAUGAUGCUGUUAACCCAAAUGCACCAAUCUGCGUCGAUUAUAUCCCAUCACAUCUGUACCAUAUGCUGUUUGAGUUGUUCAAAAAUUCAAUGAGAGCUGUCGUUGAACACCAUGGCACGGACACCGAUGAUUAUCCUCCACUGAACGUACUUAUUGUACGUGGAAAGGAAGAUCUCACAAUCAAGCUUUCCGACAAAGGUGGAGGCAUUCCAAGGAGCUCAACAGAUUUGCUCUUCCAAUACAUGUACUCCACUGCUCCACAGCCCUCAGCCUCAGGGAUGAACUCUGCACCAUUAGCUGGCUACGGUUAUGGGCUCCCCCUGUCUAGGCUAUAUGCUCGGUACUUUCAUGGUGAUCUCAUUCUAACCUCGUACGAAGGCUACGGAACUGAUGCUAUAAUCUACCUUAAGGCCCUAAGCAGCGAGGCAAACGAAAUGCUGCCAGUGUUCAACAAGGCGUCCAGCAGACGCUACAGUGUGCAGUUGGGUGCACACGACUGGGUUAGCCCGCCAGCAUCGUCAUCAUCAGCAACCGCUAACAGUCACUCGCAAGGACUGCGAUACAUGUCCAGCCUCCCAACGGGUGAUGCACGCCAAGCAGUGCAUGCUCGGAAGUUCUCGCAUCACCGCAAGGAGACUCUAUGACUUGGCAACUAGGCUUGGAAUGUCUCGUUAGCAGUAUCAUCUUUCUAUGUAACACCCGGUGAACACAUUGACACGGCUGCAUUUCACAGUACCGGUAGUUAGUGUGCAUUUUGUGUGCACGUGAGAGACAGUAAAGACGUUGUCACAUUCUAAAUUUUGUGGCGCCAAAGCUCAUAAAGAUGCACUUGUUGUAUAAAACAUGUGGUAUCUGACCUUGUAUGUGAACCUUUCCCUGUAUUAUCCUGUGUGAUCCAAAAGCCCCAUCAGGUUAUAGUUGUUGGGACAUCGCAGGUGACCAUGCAUAGGUACAAAACAGAUCAUUUAUACAGUUGUAUGUAUCUAAUACGAUGAAACACAAAUUUGUUGAGCGUACAACUAUAAUGUGAUCAUUGUAGUUCAGUCACACUUCAACGUGUACGGUGUGGGACACGGUUGUCCGACAUCUUCAGCCCAUGGCGGAGUGGUCCACUAUCAGCGGUGUCAUGCACAAGGGAACUGUACCAUCUCCGGGAGGAGGCUGCGCUCAACUGUGCACCACACAUCACAUCCUGACGGCAAAAAUAAUCGUGUCGAGAGAGAGGAAUGCAUGGUGCAAGGCUGAGCUUGGCCUCCCCUUGGAGAUGGUAUUGGUAUAGUUCCAUCUCGCACGACACCACCAAUAGGGGACCGCUACGCCACUGGCUGGAGAAUUCAGACAACCGUGUCCCACACAGUACUUGGGAGUUUAAUAUGCGACCGCAUGUUAAGGUAUACCAUGCGUGAUACGACUGUUUCUGCUGCAGUGUGGUUAUCAUUUGUAGCUGACUUUCACUGUAGAUACAUCCUCAAAGGAAAACUACCAUUAAUCUUAGCCUUUCCAGAGCUGAUGACCACCCUGGGUAGUAACAUAGAUUAGCAUCCUACAAGUACUUCAGUGUUGAAUUUUGUACACAUUUCAGAAAGUGUUGUUGCUGUUGCUAGCGCUUGUUGCUACUGUUUUUGCUUUGCACAUGGGCACCAAUAUUGUGGUUACGUGUUGGGUUACACUAUCCCUGUUAUUUAUCAGUUGGGGCAUCCCAGCACGUCUGGGUGAAUUGCCUGGGGAACUGCUUUGGUGCCCCUGUGGAUAUGGCAUAAUGAGUGUCCAAGAGUACAACUAUGGCCACCCUUGAGAAUUUGGACACCAACAGAAUUCGAUUUUACUUCUUCAACCAUUCAUUUAAGUCAGGGGUUCUCAAUAGUUUGUGUGGUCAAGGAACCCCUACACAUUUUGUGGCAUUGUGAGGAACCCCUUCCACCUCAACUUGCGACACGCCCACGGAGGACAACAUUCUAAAAUUUACUUCAUGAAACGAUGAACAAAAUGGACAGCUCUGCGCACGUUUGUACAUUUGCUAGAACCUCACUGGAAACAACGCUUCGUGGGUUGUUCUCAUGAAGCAUGGAUCAAUAUUUAACGUGUUCUUCCCAGCAUAGAUGGUAAAAUUCGUAUUUAACAACACUUCAUGUUGUGAUAUAUGCCGUACAACAUGCAACAGGAGAAACUGGAAGUAUUCCCCCAGCAAUUCCUAGCCGCUUCCAAACUCCUUCCUUGAUCUGCGGUCAGACUACACUGGCCUGUCGCAGUACGGAGCUUCCUUACGGUUACCGUGCAUUACAGAACGCUGGAUGACGUUAGCCGCAGAAUCCCCCGGAAACAUCACAGAACCCCUGCAUUCCACGUAACCUAGUUUUAGAAGCCCUGACUUAAGUCAUUCAACGCUUCUCGAAAUAUCGCAAUACCCGUGCAAUUCAUUUCGGUGGGUGCCUGGUGAAUGCCACUGUCCAAUUCAAAUGGGCAAAAUGAUGUCACAACAUCCAAUUAGUAACUUCCAGAUAGUUUCACAAGCAAGUGCCCAAAGUUUUUUUUUGAUAAAAUUCCGUGCUUAAGCAAAAAUGUUUUACAUGUGUUUCGGUGAGGUACUGUGUUGCCGUAGCAUGAUGACAUGCUUUUGCACGUGAUGUUAACAUGUUGCUUGUUACAAUAUCCUUAAAUGGAAAUGAUGUUGAUGUUUUUUGUUUAUUUCUUUUCUUCUUUUUUUUUUGAAGAAUGCAGAGACAGGUAUACGAUUGUUGACUUCAUGUAAGGAGCAGUUCUUUUAUUAUUAUGUGAUAUUUUCUGCUACAUGCAUCUUUCGGUGGGAGGUGCACCUGUUUGUAUAUUUUGCCUGUGAGGCACCAGAGUAUAUAUGCUUGGUGUAUUUAUAUUGUAGACAGAUGACUUUAUGCUAACAUAAGCAAUGUAGUCUUGCUCAGCUGCCAAGUGGAUUUUCCUGACAGAUUACAUUAGCACUGCUGUUGCUCGGUCAUGAUGCAUCUUAUGUGAAUAAUGAGGUUAAAGAAUGAGCAUGUUCUGUUAGGAAGUAUGCACACUUUACUUUACUUUGCAAGACACUGAGACAUUUUCCCUCCCUACUGUUAAAAAGAAACUGGAUUCAAUCAUUGUGACGUGACAGGAAACAAAAAGCCAUUACCAAGAACUCGGCUGUGAAUGUAGCGAAAGCUACAUGUGAAUUACUGCACCUCAUUGUGCAGCUACAUGUACAGUCGAACCUCGUUAAUAUGACAUCCCCGCUUUAUGACCAUUUUUUCUCGGGAACCGUUUCCUCCCAACGGCCUCCGCAUGUAACACUUGUUCGUUAAAGGGGCCGUAAACAGGCCACCAGACAUUUCUGAAAUAAUGAUACCCCACGAAAGAACGCAGAUCAUAAUACCCAAAUAUACAUUUCGUUCGGCUUGUGCCAGCUCAUUGACCCAUAUAACUGCAUUCAAAGAUGAGUAACCAGCGAGCCUCUCUCCACCACGCAUAUGUCACAUGGCUACGUAGCGUUUUGCCGUCCAAUCGGGGGGCCGAGCUGCGCACAUGACGUUUCAAAUUACCAGCCAAUAAACAUACUUCGUUAUCAGCUGUGAGUGGGAGCGCUCAGUUUGUUUGUGUGAAACGACGUUUUGCGCUCCGUGGUUCCGAAAUUCAACAUCAUGACAUCAACAUGCCCGGCUGGCGCAAACAUCAACAGUUGGGCUGCUAUCACAUGACGCGAUUCGAACCCGGGUUCCUCCCAGUCACGACGUGACAUGGCCAGCACGCUAUCCACUGUACCACGCGAGCUGGUGACGCGAUGCCGCGUGGCUCAAACCAAAGUACGGCAGCCCAGUUGUGGGAACCAUUCGAAGAUGACGAAGAUGUACCACGCGCACCUACCUGAGAUUCCGGAACUGUAGUCCCGGAUAUUCAUUCGCGCUCGUGGUGUGCUGCGUGCUACUGCCCAGAAAACGUAGUGCGCGUAUGAUACCUAAAUUAAAUGCAUUUCUUUUUCAGUUUGAGGCUGUAACUGUUUAGAUUUUGAAUAGAAGAGGAUUCACGUUCAUCCAGUCCAAUUCUGCAUUUGAAAUAAAAUCAUACGUGGAACACUCGAUCGUAAUUGGUGAGGAAAGCGCUAUGUCAAAAUGACGUAAAGUUAGAGCGCGGGGAGGAGCUAAAAUGCGAAAGAGUGCAGUGAAUAUUUCAUCCCUACGCAAGCGCCUUUUGUUUUUGAGCAAGGAGUAGUAAUUGCAAGGAGUUUUCACUGCAUAAGUUUCAAUAAUAUAACACAAAGAAAUGUGCACCUUUUGUACAUGUUGUACAGCCUCUUUAAUGUGACGUUUCGUUUAUAUGACAACGACAGGUAUUUUCCGCACAACUAGGGGUGAACACAUGUACAUUACCCUUGUUACUACGACCGUUGGUCACUGAACCGCCAGUUCUCCUGACCUACGGCGGCGAAAACGCGGGCGCCCUUUCGGGGUGACUCAUGAUGCCCCUGUCUGACGUGCUUAAAAGAGCAGUGUCCUUGGUCAUAUGGUCAUAGCGACCUGCUGCAGUCGAACGGCAUUCAUCGACCAUGUCUGAGAAGAAGUGCAAACGCACAGAGUGGACUGCUGGAAUGAAGAAGCGAAUAUGCGUCAGACUCAAGGAGCGACAUUCAUACAUACAUUAAAUCCAUACAUUAUUUUAAAAUGCCUCAUGAUUUGUAUUCUGUUACCCGCUUACGUAAUUUUCUACCUUUCGAAGCUUACGUAAAGGGCAUGGUACGACUCGUGACGCAUGGUGUACAUUAAUAUGACAAUUCGCUUUAUGACCAAAAUCCGCGGGAACUGCAGUGGUCAUAUUAACAAGUUUCGACUGUACUACAUUAGAACCUCGGCCUGCCUCUCAACUUAUCCCCUGCAUUGUGUGCACUCCUGUGACAUAUCAUGAACAUUACGGAAACAACACUUCAGCGCUAAUUGACAGUGCAGCACUGCAUGACAAAGCUCAACAUUUCUUAAUUGAACCUUACUGUUGGAAAUAUAUAUUGUAAACAGACCAAGAACAAACUGUAAAAAAAAACGUCUUUUUUAAGUAACCUAGUCAGGGCAGUUUUAUUUGCUUAUCUGUUAUCACGGACGUCUGUGCUGCGACUUCAGAGCUUUGAGUAUUUUCUUCCUGGAAAUGGCAAUUUAUCUUGUGCCUGAGGAUGUUCAGUUAAGUUGCUGUUCAUUAGAGAGGAUACCUACCACCUAGGCAGGUGUAGGUUGCCUGGAAUUUCAGAAAUGCCUAAAACUAAGGAACUACACAUCUUGCUUAAAGGAUAGUAACAGCAUGGAGAAAUAAGUUUAUCCAUUUGUAAUAUGCAUGUUGUAGGGGCAGUGCAGGUGAAAAUUGUUUGACAACUGAAAUGAAAAAGUUGGUCGCCGGUCAUUUUUUAAUAUAUACCUCGAAUAUAUUUUAUGCGUGCGCUGUUUGCUUUUACCGUUUCCUCUUAAGAUGUGAACAAACUAGAAGUAAAUAAAAAUUGUUUUCCAACAUGUAA